UAGCGGUCGACAAUAGCUCAAACACUAUUUUUAGUUCAUAUCACAAAAUUGUCUAUCCACGGAUCCUUAUCUCAUUGUCAUCGGUGUUUUAACAUGGGCUAAAAAAUCAAACCACGACCGCCGUACAGCGCAACGCACGAAAAUAUAUGUAUAACUAUUAACUACCUUCAAAAUCGAUACCGCUCUCAGUACACGUUGUUUUUCGGGCGGGCGUAGUGUGUAUAGUUGUCGCUAGAAUUUUUUUAGUGUAGUAAACAAGGGAACAUGCUUUAAAUUAAAAGAAAUAUAAAGAAAGAUUUAGCCAUGGAUGCCAGUGUUAAAAGAUAUAUAAGAAGUGAUUCAGCGAGUUGCGCUCACAUGGUCGAGGAUGGGUCGUCCAACAACAGAAAGAGCGCUGACCCCCACGAGAAGCUGAAGGCUUUGUUGAAUUCCCCCGAAGAAGACACGGACGAUACUCUGCCACCUUGUGAUGCUCCUAAGUUCGGAACUGUCAUUCAUAAUAGAAUUUUCGUAGGAGGUUUUUCUUUGACGACCACCGAUGAAGACCUGUGGAAGUUCUUCUCCGGCUUCUCAACCGUCACAGCGGCGAGGGUCAUCUACGACCGAGCUGGUGUCUCCAAAUGCUACGGCUUCGUCACCUUCGCGAGCCAGAGGGUCGCCAGAUUAAUAGUCAAACAGAGCGGUGGAGUGAUGUUCUCGCCACUCGGUAGACUUCGAGUAGCUCAGGCAGUGAGAAAACAGUCACUAUUUCAGAUGAGUCAGAUUCCGAUGCUGACAUCAGAGGCCGCGCCGUUGCAGGCGCCGCUGUGCUACCAACUGAUCUGCCCCCCACUAGCCCCGCUGCCGACGUGUGCUCCCUGCGAGAUCCCUCCACCACCGUACGCGGUGUACCCUGUACCUUUCGAUACAGCUCCAGCAUUGUACGCGCCCCCGGCCCAGUUCGCGCUGGUCCCGGCUCCAUACAGCGCCACCUGCUGCGAGCCGGCGUGCUGCGCGCCCCUCGACAAGCAACCUCGCCUGCCAGCGCCUCCCCUCCACCCCGCCUUCAUCUACUAACUCUUCCAAUAACCGUCACACUGCACAUUAAUUAUAUAUAAUAUAUUAUUUAAUAUUAAUCACGUGAAGCGAUGAGACGCUUCGAUCGAUAGCGUACGUUUUAGAUUAUUUAAGAUAUAUUUGCUAUUGUAUUUCCACCUGUAUCGCCUCGGCCGCUGUUUGUAUAUAUUUUGGAGUUUAUGAAGCAUUUCUUUCGCUCGGGUCUUCCAAGUUUCAUUGUGCUCAAUCAAACGGGUUCAGCUCCUUGCAUAGAGUCGGAUUGUCGGUAAGGGAUCGGAUCGUUGGAAACUUUGAAGUGAUGUAAAAGAAGUGUUCAAGAUUAUUAGACUUUGGUCUAUUUGGGUGUGUUUUUGACAAUUUUGACUUUAUCUGGUUGUCUCUUAGAUAAAUAUAAUGUUAUACAAUAAUUAGCUUCAACGACUCGUUAUAAGUAUUGUGUCUGUGGAUUUGCGUGAUAUGGUUACUUUAAGAUCAAUGUGUUUACAGAAUGCGUUAUGUCUCUACUUAUUUUAUAAUAGAUAUUAAUCGUUACCGACGCUGGGAGAUGUCGCCGACGUGUCACGCUCCUUAAAGGUUAGUCCGAGUUACACAGUUCGUUAAUGUUAUAUUAUAUGUCACGUAACUCUCUCUCGUUAAAAAACUCACGAUAAAUAAAAGAAUAUAAAUUUUAAACAUAUAAAAUAAGAAUGACGAACAUAACGCAUUAGAUAAUUUCAUAGCCUAAUAUAUUAGUACGUAGUUUAUGAUAAUGUGAACGCGAUAGGAAGUCAACGAAACGUAGCACAAAGUAAUAAGUUGCUAGGCGUUAGGAAGUAUUACCUCGACACAAGACAUUUGUUAGUAGCGCUUGUUAUCCUUGAAAAGGAUUUUGUUCGACCAUAGAGUAAGAUUGCUCCGUUGCCCUAAGAGCUAGUUCGAGAAAUGAAUACUAUUUUUUAAUGUUUUAGUUACAAAGCUAUUGACAAUGAAAUAUUUCUGGGGUCCAAAAUGUUAUAAAAUAUUUGAAAUUACAAAAACACGUCACAAAUAAUAUAACUCGAUGCGAGUGUGUCUCGUGUGAGAUGUUUUUGUUUAUCAAAUGUUCGUAAUCGUUGUAAAUUUUAUGUCUCGGUGAAAGACUUGCGUAGAGAAGUAACCUCAGACGAAACGAACGGAAUAAGUAUAAUGAUAUCAUUAAAAGUAACGAGCUCUCAUUGAAAUGUAGUUGUAUGUCGUAUCAGAGAUUUAUAAGAAGCCUAAAACUAUAUUAAAGAAGUUAAAUCGAAACGUUAAGAGAACCAAUUGAAAUUUUAUGUAAUGAAAGGGAACGUUGGAAUCGUAUGAGAUUUAUUGUAGCUGUUUCAUUUUUUUGUAGCGUUUAAAUUUUUUUACGACCCCGUUAUGACAAAACUACAAUAACAUAGGACCAAAAUGCAACGCGAUUUAUAUAGGUUGCCUUGUUUGAACAUUCAUAUUUUGUUGAAUUUAAAAAAAAUUAUAACAGAACGUAGGGCAAAUAUUUAUAUAUUUUAUAACAGUUUUUGCAUAAGGUUUAUCGUUAAUGUAAUUGUUGUAAUCAUUAGUGUAUCUGUAACCGGCUUCAACACUUCACACGAAGUAUAAAGACUAAAUCUAUAAAACAUCAUUUAUUAUAAAAAGAAUCUUUAAUAAUACUAACGUAGAUUUAAUCAAUGCAUUUUAUCAAAUUUCAUUCUGUCUUUGUAACGUUUCUAUCUUCAUAGUUAACGCGGCCAUAUCUUCAACGUCCUUAUAUAACGACCGAUGUCUUGAACCCUGUCUGUUAGAUAACUUAAGGCACAUUAAAAAUAUACUAAACGCUACAUCGAAGCGCACGGUACUGUACGCGAUGUAUAUUUAGACGAUGUUCUGAUUCGAUCGGUGCACGCCCUCUAUUUAUGCUUGGGCUCAAAAAUUAUAUAUGGCAAAAUUAUCUUUAAACAAUAAUGAUAAUAAAAAAAAAGAUUUCUUUCAGUAUAUAUAAAAUAAACCUUCAUACGUUUACGUCACUCGUAACGUGAACGAGAACGCUGUCAAUUUGUUAACUUGAUCUUUAAAUAUAUUAGGCCGUAAGUAUAUCGCUGUAUCUAUCAAUGUUUUGCUUGAACUGAUUUUUCUUGGAUAUGCUAUAUUAUUAAUAUUCGCGUAUAGUAUAAGAUUGUUAAUACGUUUUAAUUUCGUCGAGUGAGAUAUUUUUAUAUGGGAUAACGUUGAUUUCAUUUGUAUCACAUAUUUUUUUUAAAACGAUUUUUCUUUGACAUUAAUUUUUUCAUUUUUGAGGCCUCGACCUUAUCGGCUGACAUAUCGGAAGUUAAUCAAAUUAUAAUACGCAUGUAUUGAUUUUCGUCGAACAUAUAGUAUCUCCCUAGACGUAUAGGUUCGUGAGUAUUAAGCGUGUAAUUUAGACAAUAUUAAGUUAAACGAAGUAAGAUUACUUAAAUUAUUAUGAUAUAUAUAGUUUUUGUGAUUAGUGAGUAACGUCUGAUGUCUUUGUAUGUAUAAAGAGCCUCUUUCUCAGUAUAUUGCAAAGUUUUAUAGAGAAAAAGAUUUUCUAUUGUAGUUCGGUUUGAAUCUUCUUCGACGCAACAACAUACAUUAAACAUGGCUCAGAAGAUCGUAGGUAUCACAUUAUUUGGUAGCACCGUUCCCUUGUAUCGCAGAAGGUAGCCGUCCUUUUAUUUUCAAACCAGUGAAUCUUCGAGGGUUUGCUUAGAUACGGAAAGAUCCGUCGUUGGUAGAAAUGUACAGGGACUAAGACAAUAUCGUCAAGUUAGUAAAUCUUCUCUAGUUAAAGGAGAGUGAUCGCUCGGGACGGACUUCCUUUGACUGUUCCGUUGCUGUAUAGCUUUAUUCGCCUCAUCUUUCUUCCUUCCAUCACCAGAGCGCCGCUUCGACUUUAAUAUGGUUUACCAGCUUCUUGGGUUCAGUUCGCACCAACCGAACAUCCGACUAAAACUGCCACAUCGGAUCUCAGACGGGUUAUCGUAAUAGUGUAUACAGCUCAGUGGUCGCUUCAUUUGACACGGAUCCUAUUCGAAAACAAUCUAAAGGCUUGUUAGUCGACCUAUUUUCCCGUAAGUUAGUGACAUUUUUGAUAACUUUACAAGUUUAUAUUCUGAAUUCAUUAUCUUUUUAGACACUUAUAUCGCUAUAUUCUGUUGUUGUAGAUGUGUAUCCCUAUACUGCUAUUGUAUGUUAAAUGUUGACUACUUUUAAGAGUUCUUAACAUUAAUUCUCUGGCCUAAAAUCUAUUCAGCGCUUCUAGUUGUUGUGAUGUUUUUUCUCCUGAGAGUGUCUGUGUCUGUGUCUGUGUCUGUGUCUGUGUGUGUCUGUGUCUGUGUCCUUAUAUAGUAAUCGAUACGAUUGUCAACCUUUUUAUAUUUUCUACUUCAUCGUGUGUCUACUCUUCAACUUAACUGUUCAAAACUUUCUCAUUAAUCUAUUUCUCCAUACUUAUCACCUUAAUAAUGAAACACUUAAAUUUCCCAAAUAAGUUAUUUUUUCAAUUUUAUUCCGUUUCAGAUGAAAAUAUUUUUUUGUAAUCCGACCUAUUUCCAAAUAUAUAAUACUAUAUAAAUUAUCAAAUGCUACAUAUACAUAUUUUUAUUUGUUGAAUAUUUAUAUAUUGUCUGUGUUUACAAAAUAAAAAAAUAUAUAAAAAAUAACAAGUAUGUUCCAUUAAAAAAACUACUACAUUUAAGCUAUACCCGUAAUGUUUCAUCGUGUUUUAUCUGACUUAGGACGUGAUAUAUUCCAUUAUCUGAGUGUUGUUCGGUAAGCUAGCUCUAGUGUCGCGUCACGACGCACAUAGCGGGAUACGAAUUACCCUAAGCUUGUAAUAGUUCGUCGGAGGUAGUCGUACGAUCAUUGUUUGUUGUUAUUAAUAAUAAUGAAUUAUCGUCUAGACAUAUAUAUGUGAUAUUGUUAUUGGAAUUAUAGAUAUUUUAAUGCUAACUUACUGUAAUCUUCUUGUUGACUUGUGUAAUAGGAAUACUGAGGUAAUAUUAAGGUGAGCUGACUCUACGCGUCGCUCCGUUUAGGAUAUCUAGAUUAUUGUUGUAUACGCGUAAUAUCUGCAAUACAUAUUAAAGUUGUAUAGUCGAAAACUAAAAUUUGGAUGUUUUUAAAUAUUCAUCGCCUGUGUACAAUCGAAGUCUUUGCUAUUUCUGAAUCUAUGUCUAUAUAUGUGUGAUAGGAAUAUGAGGAAAUACAAACCGGCUCCGCGUCAGUUUCCACACCACGCACGAUAAUUUAGGUUUAAUUUUUGAAGCCGACAACAGUAUCAAAAUUAUAUUUUAUUGUUAUUAUAGAGUUAUUUAAAAUUAAUUUCUUUGUGAGAGUUUACAAAAGAUACAUAUAAAGAUAAAAUAAACUAUCUGAACAUAUAAGUGUUUCACAUUGAAGUACAGUUAACAGAUAUACGAUAUUGUUUUAUUGUGAUUAUAAUUUUAUUUCCGUCUCCGGGAGAAUAAAAUAUUUUUAAUCUAUGUGAAUUUUAUAUUAACGAUCUUUACAGUGAUUUUAAAAUGUCUGAACCAACUCGUUGUUAAAACAUCGAAUACCAACUUUCACGUUUCAUUAUUUUGCUGUGCAAUUUUAUGUCCGGACAGAUACUUCCCUAUUUAUUGAAAUAAGUACAAUAAAUAUUGAAGCAAUAACGAGUAAUUAUAAUUAAGUCAAGCGUAAUAAAUUAACUAUACGGUGAA
Molecule: messenger RNA, 5759 nt
Organism: Danaus plexippus (monarch butterfly)
Lineage: Eukaryota; Metazoa; Arthropoda; Insecta; Lepidoptera; Nymphalidae
Gene: Boule
Product: protein boule
Exons: 4
Coding region: 304-1056 (250 amino acids)
Molecular function (GO): RNA binding
Source: RefSeq, a predicted model, not a curated record